Colletotrichum chrysophilum is the source of this 834-nucleotide messenger RNA. RefSeq lists its product as uncharacterized. Gene Ontology annotation, molecular function: protein binding. The transcript has 2 exons. The record is from RefSeq and is a predicted model, not a curated record. Lineage: Eukaryota; Fungi; Ascomycota; Sordariomycetes; Glomerellales; Glomerellaceae. Bases 1 to 834 code for a protein of 277 amino acids.
AUGGAGGUCGACGACGAUGCCAGCAUGGCCCAAAAUAAUGCGAGUACCGCUAGCGAUGAUGCUAGCAAGAUCAUCGACGUCGCUGCCGAUGGCGACAUCAUCAUGAUCGUUGGUUCCGACAAAAGAAAGUUCCGAAUCCACUCUGUCAUGCUCAAGUCCGCGUCCAAGGUCUUCAAAGCCAUGCUGGGUCCUAAUUUUGCAGAGGGCCGACGACUCCGGAACAAUGGCCACCACGGCGAUAUCACUAAGAUCGAGCUACCAGAAGACAACGACGGUGGUAUGAGCGCCAUAUUCCAUCUUCUUCAUCAUCGUGUGGAAAAAUUACCGGACCCUAUGCCUGCCGCUGUCUUUUACCAACUUGGUAUUGCCGCCGACAAGUACGAUCUGGUCUCAACCCUGAAGUACACUAUCACCGGCGCCAUCUAUCGGGCCAUCAAUGACGGCAGAGAGUUGAAAGACAUGAGGAUGCUUGAUGUCUGGUAUCUGGCCAUUACUUCAGCUUGCUUCGACGACGCUGCCAACUUUGCCACACUCACUCACGUCUUGGUCUGGUAUUGUGACACCCACUUCGUCCACUUGGCUGAGGAAGCAGCCACUGAUGACUCCGAUGACGACGAGUACGACAUGGCGAAGUGCAUGUCAAGGGGAAGCUUACACACGAUGUGGAAGUAUAUCAACGAUGCGGAACUGAACCUCGAAUUCAUGGAUGACUUUGAUCCAAAUUCUUCUAAGUGGUGGCCUUGGAUCGAAGGUAUCCGCAAAGAUGGAAAGAUGUUGCUGAAAGACACGCGCAAGCCUCAAGCCGAGAAUGUUGUUGGUACGCAACGCCCCUGA